CCCUGGCUGCCGCAGCCCCGCGCGCGCCCCCGCGCACACCUGUCACGCCGGCGCGCCCCUGCUGCACGCACGCCCACGCAGUUGGGGACGCGGGAGGCUCGGGCUGCCAGUCCCCGCCCGAGGCGCCAAGGGCCAGGCUGCGCGGGGCGGCCGCGUGGGUGGCUGUGGUGGCGGCGUUACAGAGCCCGGGGGUCGCAGACAUGCUGCUGAUGAAGAAGCAGACGGAAGACAUCAGCAGCGUAUAUGAGAUCCGGGAGAAGCUCGGCUCGGGUGCCUUUUCGGAGGUGGUGCUGGCCCAGGAGCGGGGCUCCUCACACCUCGUGGCCCUCAAGUGCAUCCCCAAGAAGGCCCUGCGCGGCAAGGAGGCCCUGGUGGAGAAUGAGAUCGCUGUGCUGCGGAGAGUCAGCCACCCCAACAUCGUGGCUCUGGAGGACGUGCACGAGAGCCCCUCCCACCUCUACCUGGCCAUGGAGCUAGUGACUGGCGGUGAGCUGUUUGACCGCAUCAUGGAGCGCGGCUCCUACACUGAGAAGGAUGCCAGCCACUUGGUGGGCCAGGUGCUGGGGGCCGUGUCCUACCUGCACAGCCUGGGCAUCGUGCACCGCGACCUCAAGCCUGAGAACCUUCUCUAUGCCACACCCUUUGAGGACUCGAAGAUCAUGGUGUCCGACUUUGGCCUGUCCAAAAUCCAGGCUGGCAACAUGCUGGGCACGGCCUGUGGGACCCCGGGCUAUGUGGCCCCGGAGCUCCUGGAGCAGAAGCCCUAUGGGAAGGCCGUAGAUGUGUGGGCCCUGGGCGUCAUCUCCUACAUCCUGCUGUGUGGCUACCCCCCCUUCUACGACGAGAGCGACCCUGAGCUCUUCAGCCAGAUCCUGAGGGCCAGCUAUGAGUUUGACUCGCCCUUCUGGGAUGACAUCUCCGAAUCAGCCAAAGACUUCAUCCGGCACCUCCUGGAGCGAGACCCCCAGAAGAGGUUCACCUGCCAACAGGCCUUACAGCACCUUUGGAUCUCGGGCGAUGCGGCCUUUGAUAAGGACAUCCUGGGCUCAGUGAGUGAGCAGAUCCAGCGGAACUUCGCUCGGACCCACUGGAAGCGGGCCUUCAAUGCCACCUCCUUCCUGCGCCACAUCCGGAAGCUGGGCCAGAACGCCGAGGGCGAGGAGGGCCCUGAGCGGAGGGUGGCCAGCCACAGCCUUCCGGGCUGGUGAUGUGCAGGAGGAUGCCGUGGCCAUGUGGACUGACCCUGCACUCCUUCCACGGACCCCUUCAGCCCCCUCCCCAGCCCCCCAGCCCCAGGCUGGCCUCUGCUGGAGAGUCUGAGACUGCGGGUGUGGCACAGGGUGCGGGGGCAGGGAUGUGGUACCCCGUCUGCCCUUUGGUUGGCUGCGCAUGUCCGCAGGCGCCCUCCUUCUCUGUUGCCGCCACCCUCCCUCUAGAAGCCCAAAAGGCAUCGGCAUGCGACCCACCCCGGGGCGUCCCUCCCGCACGCACGGCUGCUCAGUGCUUUGCUGACUGUGGGUGGUCCGCUUGUGUCGUGGCCCUCUGCCCUCCUUCCCCAAAUCAAUAAAGACAGACAGAGUAA
This is a messenger RNA of Erinaceus europaeus (western European hedgehog), 1582 nucleotides long. It is a transcript of the gene PNCK, whose product is annotated as pregnancy up-regulated nonubiquitous CaM kinase. Lineage: Eukaryota; Metazoa; Chordata; Mammalia; Eulipotyphla; Erinaceidae. Gene Ontology annotation, molecular function: ATP binding; calmodulin binding; calcium/calmodulin-dependent protein kinase activity. Gene Ontology annotation, cellular component: intracellular anatomical structure. Bases 201 to 1208 code for a protein of 335 amino acids. The transcript is spliced from 12 exons. Gene Ontology annotation, biological process: peptidyl-serine phosphorylation. The record is from RefSeq and is a predicted model, not a curated record.